Prunus armeniaca (apricot) is the source of this 477-nucleotide messenger RNA. The record is from the annotation of a GenBank genome assembly. Lineage: Eukaryota; Viridiplantae; Streptophyta; Magnoliopsida; Rosales; Rosaceae.
AUGGAAAAUCUGAGCAAACAACAUUGGAAUGCGGUGAAGUGGAUUUUCCGGUAUUUGAAGGGCACCAAGAAGCUUGGGAUCUUGUUUGAAAGACAACAAAGAAAGGCAUAUGCAAUGGGUUAUGUGGAUUCAGAUUAUGCGGGAGACAUAGACAAGAGGAGAUCCAAUAUGGGGUCUAAGCAUAUUGAUAUACGGUACCACUGGAUAAGGGAUUGGGUGAACGAUGAAGACAUUGCAAUAGAGAAGAUUGAGGUGGAGCUAUUGGGAAUUACUACAACUGUUUCCAAGAGGAAAAGGGCAGUCCAACAAGUUGAAGACUUAUUGAAUGGGCUCUGGAGCUCGAGUGGAAACUACAAGCUCUCGAGCGGUAGAGAUAAGGUUUUUGUCCAAGCGAAAGUGCUUGAGCGCCUGCUCGAGCAGCAGAACUCAUACUCGAAUAGAUGCAAGCACUCGAGCUACGAAGUGGCACUCAACUAG